Messenger RNA from Porites lobata, 6967 nucleotides. The record is from the annotation of a GenBank genome assembly. NCBI's taxonomy places the organism in Eukaryota, Metazoa, Cnidaria, Anthozoa, Scleractinia, Poritidae.
GGUCAAUAUGGUCAAUCGUGUGUUUGAUUGGAGAAGCAAGGUGUUGUCAGGAAUUCUUCUUAACAAAGGGUGCAGUUACGACAACGUACAGAAUUACCACACCAGAAGCUUGAACAGUGGUGCUGUGACGUGGAGAACACUUGGUUUAUCAAGUCAACUGGCAUUACAGGUCUGGGAGUUCCUUUUUUGAGAGUGAACUAGAGGUGAUUACACUUCUUUAAAUGUUCUCUCUUUAAGCUUCUCAGUACUUUGAGCAAAAAAAUUCUCUUGAUUAACAAGCACUAAUGUUCAAAUUCAUAGUUGGUCAUCGAACGAUGCCAUUGUUUAUUGAAAGGUAGCAAAAGUUGUUGCUUCUUUGUGAGGCGCUUAGCUUUAGUGAAAACGGAUAGUACUUGUGUUCUCCUUAUCAAAUGGCUUGCCGGAUAGAUAAAAACACCAGUCGAGUCUUCUAGUCGCCAAACAAGGGAGAUUUUCUUGGCAAGCAAAGAAAAAUACUAAAUUGAUAUUAGAUAUAAGGUUAGGAUCAUGAGCAAAAUCAAAUACUUUAAAUGGUUUGAGGUUUUUACUCCGGGGGCUCAUAUCAUCAUUUCUUUAAUCAUUUCUUUUUAUUGUGUUGGUAUUCGCUUUUAAUUUCACUGUUUUCCUGUUUUUUUAAGACCCUUGUUGCUUGCUUCUAAAAUGACUUAAAAAUAAUGGUUAUGCAUGAUUGAUUGGACCAUUAACACUCUAGUCACACGUGAGCCUUUUUUGUUGGUAUAAAAAAGUGGUUCGAUACAAUUAAUUUUCCAGGGUCAAUACCUCCAAAGUUUGAGCAUAAACUAUGUCGCCAUAAACAAAGAUAUGGAAAAAUUGCCACCAACGUUAUAUCAUGCAGGAGCACCCAAGGAGAAUAUAGUUCAAAACCACUUAAACAUAGCAUUGUUGAACGUAUUUUAGUAUCUAAACGGUAGAUAUAGGCAUAUUUUUAUCCCCUAAAACUUUUUCAUCUGUUCGGAAUCCGUAGCUGAAAGUCUAGUGAUCCGAAAAUUAUAGGGAUCAAAACUUGCCUUUUCGAAAAUUUCAGCCAGAAAAAAGGCUCCCGAAAAUUCUAGGUCACCUUUUUAGGGUAAAAAUCCUUUAAAAAUGGGCAAUUAUACCGUUUUUUAGAUGUUCGAAAACCCUAGGAGAGGCAGGCAAGCGAGGAAUUGUACAAUAAAUGUUCCGAAAAUUCUAGAUCUCCAAUCGUCUUCCGAACAGAUAUUUUCCGAAAAUUGACGUUGGGUGCCCCUGGUUAUAUUAUAUAAAGAUGAAAAAUUGUUAUGAUAUGGGUUGCAAUGACAUCGGAUUUGUCAUAGCAACGAAAUGACACCAUUCCCUAUUUUACUUGCGGCAGUAUUUCUCGUCACUGGCAACUGUUCUUCCAAAAUCGUUCACGGGAGCUUUUUCUCCUCCAAUGGUCGCCUCGAUGUUCGUGAAGUUUAAGCGAAAUCUGUAACAGCGUUAUCGAGAUAACGAAAUUAUGUGUUUACAAGCGAGAGCCUCUCAUUAUUCAGGGCUAUUGUCUCCAAGUUUCAUAUUUUCGUGGACAACGACAGCUAGCAUAUUUCAAAUGCAUUGUUAGUUACUGCUGUUCACGACGUGAAAAUGAAACUUGGAGACAAUAUCCUUAAAUAUUGAGAGGCUUUCACUUGAAAAGACGAAACUUCAGAUAACAAAUUAGCGAAUUGUAGCCUUUAUUUUACUGCCUUACAAUACAUCAAUAAUCUUGAAACUAAGAGGUCAUAGAAAAGGACAGUUAAUCUCGAUUCUUGAUUUUUUUAGAAAAAUCUAUCGAACCGUCAAAAAAUUAUUUGCUAAUUUGUUAAAGUACACCGAAAUGUUUACAGAACCGCUAACAAGAGUGCCUCGAUACAUACUAAUCAUAACUUUCUUUCCAGCAAUCGGCUGGAGCUAUCUCCAUGAUCUUUCACAUGUUUUCAAAAAGAUUGAAACUGCCUGUCAAAAGCGCUUCGUUUUCUACAGAUAACAAUCGAACAUCAGGAUUGUCCAUUUUUUUCCGUAUUUCUAGCCAUAAAAACUUCUUCCCAAAAUAUCUUGAUAACGCUCUUAAAGAUUUCACUUAAACUUCACGAACAUCGAGGCGGCUAUUGGAGGAGAAAAAGCUCCAGUGAACGAUUUUGGAAUAAAAGUUGCCAGUGACGAGAAAUACUGCUGCAAGUAAAAUAAGUAAUGGCGUCAUUUCGUUGCUAUGACAACUCCGAUGUCAUUACAACCCAUAUCAUAACAAAUUUUCAUCUUUUAUAAAAUGCAUGCAACUAUGGUGGCAAUUGUCCCAAAUCUUUGUUUAUGGCGACGUAGUUUAUGCUCAAACUUAGGGGAGGUAUUGACCCUGAAAAACUGUAUGGAGCAUCCUUAAAAGUAGCCAACUUCAAAAAUCAACUUUUUUCGCAGCAAAAUAAAAUCAGAGCAACCAAAGUAACAAAUCUGGUCAUCGCGAAAUCUCUUUAAAAUAUAAACAAACUACAUCAGAAAGACGAAAGACAAGAAGUAUUAUUUCAUCCAAGUGAAAAAAAGAAAACGAAAAAAGCAAAGUGAAUCAAGAAAGACUCAUAAUAGUUCCGCCAUAAAAACGUCCACUACAUUUAUUAAGCAAAACAUUUUAUUGCAGUCUAAAGAAGAGAUUUUAGGGGGGGUGGGGAAGGGGGAAGGGGGGGAAAGGGUGAGAACGAACCGUAAACUUAGUAGCUUGAACUAUACUUCUUAUUAAGUCAUUUAUAGUAAGGGACUCCAAGCCACAAAAUUACUUGAUGCAAAGGGUACUGUUCCCUGCAAUGUUGUUUCCUAGUUUCAGUUAAAGUUUAAUUUCCGUGAGAAAGGUAAUGUGAAUAAAAAAUCGGAAAGUGAUAAUUAUAACCAUUCUUAUUGACUCCGCUCCGGCUUAGAAUUCUUACAAGACACAUGUUAUUUACCAUAGAUUAAGAUAAGAGGACAAGAAAAUUAAGUUAUUGGUUUGAGCCAAAAAAUUAAAGGAACCGGGAUAUUUUCAGGUUAGCCCCGAAUACUAUGUGACUUCAUUUUGAUAACUAAAAGGAGGAGCAGGGGGAGGAGAACUGAGCCUGGUAAAUUAUGCAUAGUUACGUUUCAGUUCAGUUUAGUUUCUACUCAGUUUGCUUGGAGUAUUCUUCUCACAGCAAAGAAAAGAAGAAAAAUUUACUCAGGUCUUUUAUGUGAUCAGGAAUAUCGUGCCAGAGAUCUAUCGCCUGAAAUAGCAGUUUACAACAUGACAAUUAUGACAGUAAUUUUAAACAUGAUAAACGUUUCUUUGCAGCUAGCCAUUCACGUGGUACAAAACCGCCAUGCCGGAGAGCAAAAAUUGCACUGGGACAAGACAAAACAAAAGACAUACAUAAUUUUAAAUGACAAUUUCCUUUGUAUGUCUUGUCCCAGUGCGACUUUUGCUCUCCAGCAAGGCGGUUUUGUACCACAACCUUUUGCAUAAGGGCCUAUUUAGGCCCUGUUUACAUGGAGGUGGGGGACCCCAGGUAGGUGAGGUAACCAGCUUAGGUGGGGUAACCCGCCUGUCCAUAUGAUCUCUCAUUUUAACUUGAUCACGUUUACAUGAUAGGUGGGGUGACCCGCCAAGGCGGGUAACCCGGUCUACUGGACCGGGGUUACCCCCUCAGCCGGGGUCAAAUUUUGCCAUGUAAACGUUCAAGGUGUGGUAACCCGCCUAGCCGGGGUCUGAUUCGUGAUACAUCAAAUUCGCGCAAAAUUCACUUUGGCGGUGGUUUUGCAUCAUUAUUAAAGGAAACAAUAGAAAGCCACAGCACUGGAGGUUGCAGCAAGAGCAGCAAGGGAGUGUUCAAGAGCAUUUUCGCCAAAACACGUGGUUUGCCGGCAUAUUUCUUGUUUACGUCCUUAGCGACCAUGCAUUCAAUAAUAUUGAGGAAGUGCACCCCGGGAUGGCGGGCUGUAAGAUUGCAUGUAAAGGAGGGUUAAUUUUUUUUACCCCACCUAAGCGGGUUACCUCACCUACCUGGGGUCCCGCACUUUCAUGUAAACAGGCCCUUACAUGAAGAUGGGGGAUCCCAGGCAGGUGAGGUAACAUGUGUCAAGUUACCCCACCUAAAAUGUAAACGUGAUCACAUUAAAAUAAGAGAUUAUUUGGACAGGCGGGUUACCCCACCUAAGCGGGUUAUCUCACCUACCUGGGGUCCCCCCCCCCCCUCCAUGUAAAAGGGCCCUUAGUUUCCUUUUCCAAUACUCAAGGGACGAUUGUUACUCCCAAGAGAAAAUUGAAAACAAUUUUUAUACAAAAUUUUGUGGGAAAAACAAUUGCCUUAUUGGGAACGUGAGAGGCCCAAAUUUUAAAAUGUGAGGAUUUUGUGCGUCUUACUGAACAUAGCUGUACUGAUUUCCUGAUUGACUAGUCACACAUCCUACAUAAUAGAGUUACGUACGCCUGCGCACUAAGUAGGUACAAUAAGCAUACUUAUAAUUCAUCGUUAUUCAUCUUUCAAUGAAAAGAGGCGACAGAAUAUAUAGCUGGCUUUAUCUACUGGCAGAAGAAUGUAGGUCACUUUUGAUUUAAUUUUUCCUCUAGUUACAGCUACAAAAAAGUACCAGUCAAGUUCAGACGGCAUGAGAAAGAUGGAUAAAGUAGCUCUCUGUCUUCUGUUUCUCUGUGCAAAUCUUUUCGCGUUUAAUGCUGCCAAUCCCGGAUAUGAAGAUACAGAUGACGAUAAUGGUGGACACUCUACCGAGUUCAGACCCAUGGGGUACGAAUGGAACAUCGCAGAACUCGAAUAUGGCCAUGACAUGCUCAAUAAAAUUUACUCGCUCAGCAAAAAACGGUCUGCCUUCCCGAUUGGUAUCAGGGCCAUCGGUAAAAAAGGAGAGAAAGUUGAAUUUGAUGCUGAAUUUUACAAGUUCUACAAAGCUUUACCUGAAGUUCUGAAAACCUUGCAAGCACGCCUUGAAAGCGUUUUGAAAGACAACGGUAUUAUUGGAGUUGUGACUGGAAGGAUCAAGAGUUUGUCAUCACUGUCGGCGAAGAUGGAAAAAGACGGAAUAACGGACUAUCGCAAAAUAACGGACAUUGUAGGCGCCCGAGUUACUUUUCAAACCAUUGAUGAUAUUGUAAAGUUCAAGAAUGCAUAUCUUGAAGCUUUCAACAACACUGUAAACGAGAUCCGAUGCUAUGGUGUUUGUGGGCCCGCGAUUGGCAGCGUUGAUCAACGCGAAAAAAUUUACUGGCCCUGGAAAAGUUCCGGCUAUCGUCGUCUUCAUCUCAAGGUGUUUUGCUUUGUAUUUUAAGGUGACAGCCUGGUUAAAAGCUUGUUUUUAGUUUAUUCCUGCUCUUUUUCUUAAAUAUCUUGCCAAGAUUUCAUUCAAUCAAAAAUGACUCCGCUAAGUCGGUCGUCCUUGGUUCAAUAACUUUAUGAGAAUUUUUGGAUGAUUUUUCGAAUGUUUUUAAUGAAUUCAAUUAGGGGCGAUGUUGAGAAUUUUAACAAUUGGAGAAUAUUGGAUUUGGGGUUGUUAAAGAUUAGAAUAAAAAGUGAAUGAUUAGUUGACAAAUACCAGAUCUAGUCCACCACCACAACAAGAUGCAUCUGAUCCCAUCAGCGGACUAACUGAAUUAUGUGUACACCUUUCCUGCCAUAAUUAUUUCCUUCCCAAAUUAACAUCAUCACCAGGAUGCCGCCUUGAUGUAUCCUUUACUUAGAAAAUAAGGAUCUUCUUGCAAUUCUUAUUAAUAUAUAUUUUUUCUUCUCGCUUGUCUCUCUGACCGGGGAGAAAUGGUUACUGGUAAGAGGUGGCACUAUACCAAGUAACAAUACUAUAGGUGCCUGCAAAUCAAUGUGUGGGCUUGAGCGAAAAUCUUGCCCCAUUCGUCACUAAAAGCCUACACACCAAGAGUUAUUCAAAAUUUGGAUAACUUAUCCACUGAAUAGUGAUUUAUACGGUGGAUAGCGCUGUCCAACUUUGCAACAAUUUGGGCCAGCUCCCUUAGCCUAAAUCUUUUUCAUAAACUGAAUCUCAGGCUGCUCAAUUGAACUCCCAAGCCGCAAAGCGGCCUGGAAAUGUCUGAAUUUGUUUUAUAAUUAAUAUGUUGUCACUUUCAAAGGUAGCACUCCCAGAGGUUGAUACAGCAGGAGAGGUUCAAAUGGGAACACCAUACAUGACGCUCUGGGCAGACUGGGGACAUGACGUGGUUUACAAAGGGCCUCCACGCUUUACACAGAACGAGAAUGUCAAGAAGUAUGCUCAGAGGUUGGCCAAAUACUACAUGAUGCUUGAUGAUAUACGAAAUGAAAUGCUUCCAUCGUGUCCCCAAAUUUUGCAGGAAAGUUUGAAAGAGUCCGAUUCUUCUCUUAAUGAGUGCUUAUUCUGGAAUGACCUUCGCACAAAUAUGUAGUAAAAACUGUAAUUUUCUGGUGUUGGCUCUUGGUGUUACUAAUAUGAAAACUACAAUUUAGCUAACAUACAAGUAACUCGCUGAGUAAAAUAAAUUGUCUGCAACAAUGAUUGGAUAGAAGUGGAUUUAGCUUUGUAAAUGAUAACCCCUGGAUCGUGAGUAGGCAGGGCGGUACAACCACAUGGUGAAAAAUGGCUUUCUUACCGAGAGAAAAAUUCAGGGCAGGUUCAUGUCUAAAGGUCUAAUUAUGGAGAGCGAUCGAUUUGCAAAUUUACCGUAAAUGAAUAGAAGCGUUCAGUUGCAGCAUGCCAUUCAUCGCGUGUGUUGCAAUACGCUAUUGCAUAUUCAAGUUCAAUUAGCCGACGAUUGUUUAGAUCGUUAUUCCUAAUACGGACCAUUCUUUGUUCACAUUCAGUUAGCUGUAGAUCACGCUUAAAAUUAUUAUUCAUUGUGCAGUGUAACUUUGUAGUGAAAACCGUUAGGACGCUGAAUAAACUUCGCUCGUCAAAAUUAAAGUUGUCUUGUCAGGAUAUUUCUUCAUGCUGGAAGCAGAAAGUACAUGAGGAAACA